Messenger RNA from Phalaenopsis equestris, 613 nucleotides. RefSeq names its product GTP-binding protein At2g22870-like. The transcript has 2 exons. The coding region runs from base 74 to 613 and encodes 179 amino acids. The record is from RefSeq and is a predicted model, not a curated record. NCBI's taxonomy places the organism in Eukaryota, Viridiplantae, Streptophyta, Magnoliopsida, Asparagales, Orchidaceae. Gene Ontology annotation, molecular function: GTP binding.
UUGGGACAAUGCGCGCUAGAAGACUCCACAUUUACCCUUUCCGUCCCAAGCGUCUCCUCCCGUUCGUGGCAGUAUGCUGCUGCGGUGGUGCAGCCAGACGAGCCUAUUAUCCCGUCCCCGACCCUUUCUACCCGCUGCCGUUUCGGUCCUCUGCAGCCGUAUCCUUCUUUACAACAAGCUAAACCCUAGCAAGCCAAUGGCCGCCGGCCGCCGUGCUGCGUCAUUUGCGGCCCCUCGACCAGAACUAGUUAGGGAAGCUCUUUUCUUGCCUCCUGGGGUGGCUAAAGAGGACGUAACGGUGGAAAUGGUUCUUCCGGGGUCGAAUAUCGUGGUCGGCCCCUACGCCGGUGAUGCACGGAUCAAGCAAGCGGAGUUCGUGAAGAGCAGUUCGCGGGCUAAAGAUUGCCCCAAAGAUGACCGUCCUGAGUUUGCUGUCAUCGGGAGGUCCAACGUCGGAAAGUCUUCACUCAUCAAUGCCCUCGUACGGCAGAAGGAUAUCGCCCUAACUUCCAAGAAACCAGGGAAAACUCAGCUUAUCAAUCACUUUUUGAUCAACAGAAGUUGGUAUAUUGUCGAUCUGCCCGGAUAUGGGUAUGUCUUUUGGAUAUGCUGA